This is a messenger RNA of Chroicocephalus ridibundus (black-headed gull), 1223 nucleotides long. Its product is annotated as E3 ubiquitin-protein ligase TRIM39-like. Lineage: Eukaryota; Metazoa; Chordata; Aves; Charadriiformes; Laridae. The record is from RefSeq and is a predicted model, not a curated record. Gene Ontology annotation, biological process: innate immune response; protein ubiquitination; regulation of gene expression. Gene Ontology annotation, cellular component: cytoplasm. Gene Ontology annotation, molecular function: protein binding; ubiquitin protein ligase activity.
UGCCGACGGUGCAGAGCUGCUCUCCUCCGCCGAGGAGCAAAGCAGCCCAGCGCAGACGGAGGGGCCUCAUUAGAUGACAACAUUGCCUUGGUUGCACCCACCACCCACGUCUGGCAGGACAGAUUCCUUCCCAGACGUCUCACCCCGGGCCACGCUUCCCUGGGAAGCGGUUGCAGGGCGUUUGCUUCCAGCCGCUCCCUGGCGGCUUUUCCUGAUGGGAAUAGUUUGCUUGGAAAUGAGACUUGCGUCUCCCAACCUGGCCAGGUGGUCGUGGCUGGGAGAGUUAUCUCGGUCGGCAGCCCUUCCGCCGGGUCACAGCGACCACGUCUCUCAAGCUCCCAGCCAUGAAGAGAGACAUCUGUGUUUAGCCGUGGAGCUUAACAAAGGAGCAGCCGGUUUUAAAUACUUGGAAACAUUUCCCCGUGAGCCCAGAGCCAGGACGCUGGAAGACCUGAAAAAUGAGAUUGAGAAGAGGCAGGCGAAAAAUGCCACCCGACUCUCAGAGGAGAUUUCCCAGCUGGGCGCCCCGACGCAAGGGAGAGAAGAGAAGAGUCAGCAGUCGGAUGUGAAAGGCACCGUCAGCAGGUGUGGGAAAGUGACUUUCCAGCUGCCAGCGGACGUUUCUCCGGAGCCAGAAGAAAGAGUCUGUCACUUCUCAUGGAGGAGCAGUACCCUGAAGGAAACUCUGAAGAAGCUACAAGCCACCGUGACCUUGGACCCCGACACGGCUCACCCCGACCUCGUCCUCUCCGAGGACCUCAAGAGCGUGAGACGCGGGGAACGACGAGGGGACCUGCCCGAUAACCCCGAGCGAUUCGACUACUGGCCCUUCGUGCUGGCGUGCCAGGGCUUCACGGCCGGCCGGCAUUGCUGGGAGGUGGAGGUGGGGGACGGGGGGGACUGGGCGGUGGGGGUGGCCCGCGAGUCCAUCCGUCGGAAGGGGCACCUCAGCCUCUGCCCCCAAGGAGGGAUCUGGGGGGUGGAAAAGUGGGGGGGACAAAUCCGGGCGCUCACCAGCCGCAAGGUGACCCUCCUACCCCUCCGUUGGGUGCCCCGGAGGGUCAGCGUCCACCUGGACUACGCCGGAGGGACGGUGGCGUUUUUCGACGCCGAUGAGGGGGGGCUCAUGUUCAUUUUUUCUCGCGCCUCCUUCACCGGGGAGAGGGUCCGUCCGUGGCUCUGGGUGGUGGGGGCGAGGUCCCAGCUCAGGCUGUGUCCCUGAG